AUGGGGCUAAUCCUGCAAGUCAUAUCUAUAAGGGUAGUGAAUACGCCACAGGGCAACAGAGACCUGAGCAGAGAGAGAUCAUUAGGGAAACUACCAAAUCUGCCAUUUUGGGCGCGGUUUACACCAAACCAUUGUCACUCAGCAGUAGCGCGCGCUCACAGGGUGGACACACAUGGCUCGUGUUGUUGUUACUCCUGCGAUCCACGUGAGCACGAAGCGGCGCUUCCUACUGGCUCGCGUGGGAGAAGAGAAAAGGAGGCUGUGUGGAGACCUUGCACAGUGAAGCCGAGGUACGGGAAAGUGAAGACACCCAGCCCUGGUUGUCACCCACAGGAAGACGUUUUUACGCGGAUUGAAGGAGAGGAAUCCCUCCCCAUGCCCGAGGGUCGCGUGUUUCCUGUGUGGCGUGGGAUUGGGGCCAGUAGUGGCAUUGGGUGGAGCCAGGGCUGGGCACGCUGCUUGAAAUGGGACCCGAACAGAACAGACCUAGCGGUGUUCAGGGAGGACGGCAUCAUCUCUGGAUACCGUCACCCAAGGAGCUCAGCACUGGACUGUAUCCUCAGCAGCUUCCAAAUGAACAACGAGACGAUCAACAUCUGGACCCACUUCCUCCCAACAUGGUACUUUCUGUGGCGUUUCUGCGUUCUCUGCUCUACCCUGAACUUCCUGACUGACAGCUACACCUGGCCGCUGCUGGUGUACAUGAUGCUCAUCUGCGUUUACCCCUUCACGUCCAGCUGUGCACACACCUUCAGCACCAUGUCCGCAGAGUCCCGCCACAUCUGCUACUUCUUUGACUACGGAGCUCUCAGCCUCUACAGCUUAGGAUGUGCCAUAAGCUACGGAUACUACGUCAUGCCAGAGUGUUGGGUGAACACUUGGCUUCAUCAGCAUUUUGUUCCCAUUGCCAUCGGGAACACGGUGUUCUGCACCAGCCUGUCCUGCUAUUCCAGGUUCCUGGAGUUGCAGUGCCCAAAGAGAAGUAAAGCCCUUCGGACCAUAGCAUUUGUCGUCCCGUUUAUUUUUGACACCGUCCCUCUGAUUUACAGGGUAAGUCACGUUAAAGGAGACCGAAAAGUGAAGUGAAGGUGCUCACUCUCUCAGCUCA
Molecule: messenger RNA, 1108 nt
Organism: Neolamprologus brichardi
Lineage: Eukaryota; Metazoa; Chordata; Actinopteri; Cichliformes; Cichlidae
Source: RefSeq, a predicted model, not a curated record